CCUCAACGCCAUCAGCAACAGGCAAGCAUCAAGCAGCAACUUGUCAAUGUGUAUGCUGCAGGAGCUGGAGCUGCAGAAGUGUGUGUGGGAGGAUAGAGGGGACAAGGUGGAGGAGCGGUGUAGAGCCUGGGAGAAGGAGCAAAAGCAGAGCCAGACGGGGAGCCAGACUCAGUUGCAGGACGCCAAGAAGGUGGCUGUGGUUAAUUGGUGGAAAGCCCGCAGCGUGGAGGGGGCUAAGGCCCGGACAAAAGACCCUCAGCCGGGCCCGGAGGUCUCUGAGACACGAGCAAAGCUUCAGCAAGCAGAGCAGACCAUCAGUGAUAUGAGGGAGCAGAUCUGCCUCCUGCAAGCUUCUGUAAGAUCUGCACAGGAGUGUGUUACUGAGCAAAAGAUCCGCAGUCUUUAUAUCGACAAGGGAACCAACACUGAGAGAGAGGAGCCAGGCAGAGUGGUGGAGAAGGUUGUGAAGGAUCAGAGGGAUGCAGCCGUGUCCACUGAGAUUACAGGUGGAGCUUCAGAGCAGGAGCAAACCCAACUCAGGGUGACCGCAGACGGCCUCCUGGAGACUCUCAGGAGGAUGGAGGCAAUGGUGAACAGCGCCCUGGAGACUGCCGAACUGGUGAGAGAGAGCGAGCAGAGGGUGGGCCAGGUGAGAGCGAGGAUGGAGAGCAUAACCCUGAAGGUGGAGAAGGCUCUGGAGCAAGCAGCCGACUCUGAAGAGCAGCUGAACAAGCUGGAGGCCAAGAGUGGAGAAACAAAUCAAACUCAGUCUCCAGGUUUCAGUGUACCAGCUGAUCCUGGAACAGAUGUCCCUCGUUUUAAGACUGAGUCCGAUGUGGAGCCCGCAGACGGAGAUGUUGCUCCUCCAUCUCCUGUCAGUGAGCCUCUGCAACUCCCCAUGAAUGGUGGCACAGGACGAGCCGGCUACAGCAAGUUCCAGGAAGAGGAGGACCCCUUCCCAGACGGAUCUCCUCCAGAGCAGAGUGAUCAUAACCUCGACGAGUCCUGUGCUGCCCCCUGCACAACUGAGAGACAUUUUGUGUUCCCCCACACCCGCUCACGCCCCCCUCUGCUCCCCGCCAUGCCCACCCUGCCCGAGGAAGAGGAGGACUCCCCCGAAGAGAUGAACAGUUCCUCCAGCUCUCCCAGUACAUCUACACCUAGUCGAGCUGUCGUCAUGACUGCCCCCACCAUCAUCUACCCACAGCAGGCCACUAUUGUCCAACAAGAUGGACAUCCUCUGGAGCAGACCAGGCCACACAGUCCUAGAUCUCGCAUGGCCAGAAACUCCUCUGGAGGACCAAUCACCAGAGUGGACAGCACAGGUAAUGUGAUCGACCUGGUGAAAGAUCAGCUCCCGGAGCUGCAGCUCUCUGAGGAGGAUCGACAGAAGAACCUGGAGCUGCUCCAGCAGGCCAAGAAGGUCAGCGACCGAUUCCUGACACGCCGUGGCCGCCGCUCCCUCACUGACUCACCACCAGGUCUUUCUCCAACUCCAACUCCAACUCCGUCGUCCUCACCAUGUUCCUCUAGAAGCAGCUCAUUGACUGUGGCUCCUCAAACUGCUGUAGGACCUACAGAGGCGACUCAUGUCAGCUCACAGUCAGUUGGGCAGGAGUUCUCUUCAUUGCGAGAGCAGACAGACCUAACGACACAAGAUCAGGAGGGCAACAGGCUGCUGGUGGACUGGAAGCCCUCUGAGAAGAGGAAAGUUUCCUCUGGGACUUUGACGCCUCGUUUUGCUGUUCAGAAGGAGAACUGUGACCCUGCUGUACCUAAGAGUCCCCCAGCAGUCGGUAAAACAGAUGAAGGACCUGGUCCAGGCCGUAACCCCAACCAGGCCCCGGCCACAGGGGUGGCAAAGCCCGUCCCCCGACCCCCUACUCAACAGGCCCCCUGUACAGCAGAGAUCAAGACCAUCGGGGCCUUCCCUCCUCUUAUGAGGGCUGUUUCCUGGGAUGCUGUAGGCACCCUUAAUUCAAGGAACGGAGCCCCUAGUUUCCCUCCAACAGCGGAGGAUACCUUUUCAGACAAGCCCAGGGAUGCUGUCUUCAAAUCUUCAGGGUACAAGGACCUCCCCAGCCAGCAGGGGAGUGUACAGAAACUGUCUAAAUUCAGAGAGGAGCACAAGCUGAUGCGUAACCAAAGCAUAGUCGGAUCAAAAUUACCUGACUUGAGUGAAGCAGCUGAACAGGAAAAAGGUCUUCCAGCUUCUCCAAACUCACUCACUAGUGAAGAGGCAAAGGAGAAGUCUGACUCCAUGCCAAACAUUUCAGAUCUGAUGCUGAGAAAACUUAAACUCCACCGAGGUCUACCGGGCUGUGCCCCCCCUCUCACUGAAAAAGAAGUUGAGAAUGCAUUUGUCCAGCUGUCACUGGCAUUUCGUAAUGACAACUACACUCUGGAGAUGCGGCUCAAACAAGCGGAGAGGGAGAGGAACCUGACGGAGGAAGACACAGAGAGAGAGCUAGAAGAGUUCAAAGGAGCGCUGAAGGUUUCGUCACCACAGUGGCAAAACCUGGAGCAGCGUGAAUCCUUCCAGCGAUUAAUCGAGACGUUAGUGGUGCUGCACCGACUGGCCACGAGGCUCUCCAGCAGAUCAGAGAUCGUCGGAGCAGUUCGACAGGAGAAACGCAUGAACAAGGCAACUGAGGUCAUGAUGCAAUAUGUGGAAAAUUUGAAGAGGACCUAUGAGAAAGACCACGCAGAGCUGAUGGAGUUUAAAAAGCUGGCCAACCAGAACUCAAACCGCUGUUACAAUCCUUCCGUAGACACUGGAGAUGAUGGAGUUCCACGGCCGUCAAGAUCAAUGUCCCUCACCCUGGGAAAGGCUCUGCCAAGACGUAGGGUGAGCGUAGCGGUGGUGCCUAAGUUUAACCUCCUCAACAUCCCAGGUCAGACCCCAGCCACAGCUGUGCUGGGCUCCAACAUGGGCCCCAGCACAGGACCCACCGCAAGUGCUGCUCUUCCUGUCCUGUGUGAAGCAAAUGAUGUGAAAGCCAACGCUCCCUCAGAGGCAGCACAACCAGCAGCAGAAUGUGGAAAGAGUGUGUCGGAGCCGGAAAGUGAGCCAGCCAAGCCUCCAGUCAACUUAGAGGAGAUCAGAGCCGAGAUCAGAGCCGAGCUCAAGGCAAAAAUGGAGGAGGAGGUGUAUAAUAAAGGCUUCCAAGAGGGACUAAAGCAAAGCAAAGUGCUCCAGGAGGAAAAGCAGGAAGAGGAAAACGCUGCAGAGAAAUUGCUUGAAUCCAAAAAUAAGGAUGAAGAGAGUGGAAAGAAGAGAAGGACAAGCAGGAGGAUGGAGGAGGUCCUGGUUCUUCUUGGUCGCUUUUGGCCCAAGUUCCCCUUGAGUCGGCGUCUUCUCUGGGUCGCCCUGACGCUGUUCGUGGGGAUGUGCCUGGUCAUCAGUAUUUUUACCUUCUUCAGUGACUACUACAAAAGACGUGAGGACACGUAAGCAGGGACGAGAUCUAUGGACUGAGUGUAGCAGGACAACCAAAGAACACCAGCACAGAAAACUGAGGUGGUGAUCUUCCGUCUGUCAGUUCACCAUAUCUUCACAUUGGACUCACUUGAAUCCAUGACUCUGACUCUCGAGGGGCUAAGAUUUGGAAGGCUUUUUGGAUCAUGUUGCCUUUGUCUUAGUUAACAGCAUUAAGUUAUGAUUGUAUUUCAGUUGAAAAAUUGACAGAUUGUUUGACACAGCGAUAAAAAAGAAGAUUGUUGUUUAGGGACCAAUUAUAUAGUGUGAUAAUAUAUAUUUAAAUUAGAUUCAUACGUAAGAAUAUCUUCUGGUUUGUGUACUUUCCAUUAAUACCGUUGUAGUAAAAGUGAAUAUUGUUUAUCUGCACUCUAGUGUUUUAGUAUAAUCUCUCAGGUCCAAUAAAUAAUGAAGCCCGUGAGAGACUUUGAAUUCAUAUUUAAAGAUAUAGAAAGUAAAGGAAUGUUUUCAUGUUUUUGUUUAAUUUCUAUAAUGUGUAUUUAAAUACUUUAAAAUGGCACAUUCCAAAGUGCAAUAUUUUUCAGCUGAUGGUCCUCGUUGUGCCAUCUUGUAUUGUGUGUUCAGAGCACUGAGAGAUUUUUCUUUGAUUAGAUGGCAUGAGUCUUAAUUUUUUAACUUCUUUGCACAAGUGUGCCUACCUGUGUUGUUUGUUGUUUGUGGAUGUUAUGCUCUGCCACUUCACCUUUUAAAUAAAGGUGCCUGAAAGAA
Eleginops maclovinus (Patagonian blennie) is the source of this 4207-nucleotide messenger RNA. It is a transcript of the gene irag1, whose product is annotated as murine retrovirus integration site 1 homolog. The coding region runs from base 47 to 3454 and encodes 1135 amino acids. The record is from RefSeq and is a predicted model, not a curated record. NCBI's taxonomy places the organism in Eukaryota, Metazoa, Chordata, Actinopteri, Perciformes, Eleginopidae. The transcript has 24 exons.